This is a messenger RNA of Astyanax mexicanus (Mexican tetra), 4643 nucleotides long. It is a transcript of the gene plin6, whose product is annotated as perilipin 6. The coding region runs from base 124 to 1872 and encodes 582 amino acids. Gene Ontology annotation, biological process: positive regulation of triglyceride storage; lipid storage. The transcript has 8 exons. Gene Ontology annotation, cellular component: cytosol; lipid droplet. The record is from RefSeq and is a predicted model, not a curated record. NCBI's taxonomy places the organism in Eukaryota, Metazoa, Chordata, Actinopteri, Characiformes, Acestrorhamphidae.
AGAGAGGAGAGAGAAACAGGCCUGCAGACAGAGGCCCAACUAUCUAACUGCAAACUUUCCUAAUACAUCAUAUUGAUCUCCUAAGGACAGCAUCUACUCCAGUCAACUAACAGAGGCUGAGAGAUGUCAGAAACUACGAACAGUGAGGGAAAUGCACUGAAGAAAGUGGUGAAGCUUCCACUGGUCAGCUCUGCUUUCCAGAUGGUCGGGGCCAUGUAUGUGGGGGUCAAGCGCCGUUACCCGCUGUUGGGUAUAGUAGGUGGUGUGACAGAGCUGAGCGUCCGCAGCAUUUCCUCAGCAGCCAGUCAGAGGACAGCUCCCCUUCUAGAACGUCUGGAGCCUGAAAUUGGAACCGUGAAUAGUUAUGCUCUUGUUGGUUUGGAGCAGCUGGAAAAAUCCUUUCCCAUCCUUCAUCAGUCAGCAGAGGAGGUGAUUGAGCGCCUGAAAGACACAUUCUUUCUGAGGCUGGAUGAUGUGCAGUCUCGUGUGAAUGUGGAGCUGGAUGGCAUGGUGGACAGGUGGGAAAAGGUGCUCAAAUUCACUUGGGAGGUGCUGGAAGCAGCUCAGGCUACAUCAGCAGGCCAAGCCCUCACAGCCGGCCUGGAUGAGCUCCUCAGUCGCUCUGAGGAGGCUGUGGACUACUACCUACCACUGCCUCCAACCCUGCAGCGAGAAUGGGAAAUCAGAGUACAGAGCUAUGAGGAUGAGGAAGAUGAAGAAGACGACGAUGAUGACGACAGGGAGCCUCGGAUGUGGAUGCGUAUCCGCUGUCUGCUGUUAUGCCUGUACCUUCAGAUGUACCACAGGUUCCAGAAGCUGAAGGAGAGAGUGAACACUGUGUUGGAGUUUCUUGGAGAGGCUGCAGAGGUGGUGGGGCUGACCGGGCUGUUGGAGGGCGUGUGGUCGCUGCUGCAGCUGCUGCUGUCGCUGUACACGGCUCAGGUGCAGAGAGUGCAGGCCCUUCAGUCACUGAUCCUGGCUCAGUUCAGCGCAGGUGUGCAGGCCCUGAAGGAGUUUCCAACCGUCCAGCAGCUCCUGACCCUGCCUGAUCAGGUGCGCACUGUCAUGGAUGACCUGCUGGAGCUGGGCCAGAUUCUCAUCCAGCUCCUUAUCAACACAACACCACUGUAUGACCUGAUUCAGCAGUCUUCAGAUCAGAAUAUGCCAGAAUUCGAACUGCCGGAUGGUGCGUCCCCUCGUAGCUCUGGCAACAGCCUUUUUCUAAAGGCUAUGGAUGGUCGCCCACGUCGCCGCAGAAGCCUUUAUGCCCGUUAUGCCCGCCGUAGUUCUGCCAGUGGCUCUGCCAUGAUUCCAUCCCUUGCUCCAACUCCAUCACCAGCCGCAGCUUCCACCCCAGCUCCAACUCCGGUCCCAGCUAAAUCCAUUUCUCCAGUUUCAAAUCUAGAAUCAACCUCAGGUGAAGCCAUCAUACCAGAUCCAGCUAAAGACCUCAUCCCAGAUCCAGUUGAGACUCAAGAUGAGCUUCCAGACCCACAGCCAAAUGAGAUCCAAGAAGACCCAGAGCCAGAGCCUGAGCCAGAGCCAGAGCCAACUGAGGAUGAAGAAGACCUACAGCCGAAUGAGAAUGAAGAUGACCACCCAGAGCCAGAGACAACCGAGAACCAAGUCAAGACACCUGAUAGACGUAAGGGCAGUCUGAAGCAGGAUGGCCAGCGUUCAGGCUCUGUGGAGCUGGAUUCCCCAGUGCUGACCCCCUCUAACAUGAUCAGACGGCGCUCCUCUACCAGAGAGGUGCUCUUUUCUCCCAUAAUGCAGUUUGUCACUCAGAGCCAGAGAGCAUUUGAGUACCUGAGCUCCGGGUCCUACACUGAAGACCAGGUCAUUCCAGUGAUAGAAAACAGUGAGCAAUGAGAAAUACCAUUUUAUUCAGGCAUAACCAUAUGAAUAACCAUAGGCUGAAAUGUGUAAAGUUGAGGGUUUAGUGAUCGCAGAAAACUCAAGUGUAGAAAUCGAAGUCUGUCGAUUUUAAAUUGCUGCAGUUCAGGUAGCCUACUUAGGUCCCUGUUUUCAGGUAACAUUUCCUGGAUGUGUUUCAGGCUGCAGUGUAACGAGACUGACCCAGUAAUUGCACGAAGGUAUGAAGUAUAAAUGCAUUUAAUCAAUAUUGUAUACUAGGUUCCUCUAUAUGCAGUAACAUGUAUUUCCUGUUUUUAAUAGAAAUUAUUGUUGAGCGCUAAAACAAUUUAACCUGCUGCUUUUAAUAGAAUUCUCCUAUUGAUUGUUUUGUAACAUAUCCUUAAUAUCUACAUGUACACUAGAUUACAUAGAGAAACAUUAACCAAAUUAAACUUUAUAUAUAAAAAAACUGCUCCUAUUGAUUUACCUUACUGUAGGCUGAAGCCCCUACCCUACUUAACCCGUCCUCAUUCAUCUAAUUCUUGCCUUAUAUUUGUGCCAUUUAUUACACCCUAAGAAUUAAUCAUCAAAUGAUAUCAUUUGGAGCAGUGUAGUUGAUCCAAAGUUAUAAUAAUGGAAAAACAAAAGCCAGCAACCAUCAGUGGUUCCAGGGAGUUUAAGAGGUUAGAUAGAUGAGAACUGGAACCUCAGGGUGGGAGACUGGCCUAUCACAUAGAAUUACAUCAAACAUAUCCCUACAGGAGACAAAAUAAAGAAAAAAAAAUUGCCACGUGUGAACAUGCUCUUAGACAUGUAUAUUAGAUUUAGAACACAGUAGGAUGUUAGUUAAGUAAUUAAGUAAGUAGUUAACUUCAUCAACAAUUUCAUUGGCUAAUACAUUUUGUAUAGUCCAUAUUUAUAUUUUUAAAGGUUGACAUGGCAGAGGGCUUGGGCUUCAUUAAUGGUGAUGUGGAAGCUUUUUUAACAUUACCUGGCAAAUCAAAUUAGUUAAUUUUUGCUUUAACAUUUAUGGUGAGUAUGUUUUAAAAAAUAUGAACUCUGCUCUGAUUGGCUGACAGGACCUGCAUAGUGAGGCAUAGGGCCUGUAAUACAUUCAGUAUUAGAGUUUCCCAUCACUUUACUCUGGGACGUAGACCUAUGUUUUUGAUUAUAAUAAAUUUAUUUUAUAUAAACCUAUAUUGUCAUAAUCAGAAUAACAAAGAUACAAAUCACACUUUGAAAAGUAGCACACAUUAGAAUGCAAUAAUCACGCAGCACACGUGAGCUCCUCCACUGGAGCUCCAUUCUUAAUAAAAAGUGUUUUUAAAUAAUAGCCCUGUGCUUCUUCCGUGUUGCACUGUUUACUAACAUCAUUUUUUAACAGAUUUUGCUUAAAAUUGGGCUCGGGCUCAUAAUGACACACAGUUCACACAGUUGGCCAGCAUUAGUUUUUAGUCUUUUCGAAGUAACUAUUGUGCCUAGCUUUUUAAAGGAUUUUGCUAUUGGGCGGGAUGUAUGUACAUUUUGGGGCUUAAAUAAAAUAAGCCAGGACUGUUAGUUUUUUUUUUUUAAAUGGUCUAUUUAAAGCUCUGUUUAGGUUACCUAUGAUGAUUUUGCCUUUGGAAAGAGAGUGUUUGAUGUUUUAGGUUCACAAUACAUUACUUCCAUAUAUCAUGUAUCAUAAACUCUCAUUACUCAAAUAUGACAAGGUUCAUGCAGUUUUCUCUUCUAGGAACACACUAAGCAGAACUUGGCGAGCUCUGUCUGCCUUCUAUUUAUAAGCUGAUUAUAUUGUCUAGUAUAUAUCUCUGUUUUUUUUUAACUUGCCAGAGUGUUACAUAACACUUUUUAAAAUAUAUAUUUUUCAAAUACGUUUUUAAACAGAUUAUUAUACUUCACUGAAGAGAGAGACGUGAGGAAAUCAAGUUAAUGUUAAUUACAAAUUAAAUUGAUUUUUAACACUAAUCAUGUACAAGUGACCGGACUUGGCUGCACUAAUUCGCUCUCCCGCUGUAAUGAGAAGAUUAGAAGGUGUGCCAUCUAUUUUGUUUUCAUCACUUUGUUCACUCAUUCAGUUAUUAUUCAGAGCUUCAGCGUAUCUGCAGACCAGCCAAGUACUGGAUUGAACUAGAAUACCAGUCAAAAGUUUGGACACACCUUAAAUUCAGAGAUCUUCCAGUAUUUUAAAAUGUUCUGCAUUGUAUAUUAAUACUAAAGUCAUUCAAACUAUGAAGAAAAAUGUCGCUUAGAUGACUGCUUUGCAAAUCUUGGCUGAAUUUUCUCAGUCAGCUUUAUGAGGCUGAGUCACCUGGAAUGGCUUUCAGUUAACAGCUGUGCUGAACUUCUCAAGAGUUAGUUACUUGAAUUUCUUGUCUCUUAAUGUGUUUGAGAGUAUCAGUCGUAAAGUUGUGAAGAGGUAGAGUUGGUACACAGUGAAUAGCUCUAUUUAAGUAAUGUUUUAAUCCAUAUUAUGUCAAGACCUACUCAAUUAAGUAGAGAAAAAAAUGUAAGUAAUUUUACGGACUUUGAAUGUAUUCUCAACUGCAGUCGCAAAGACCAUCAAAAAUGUUAUGAUGAAACUGGCCAUCAUCAGGACCGCCCCAGGAAAGGAAAACUAAGAGUUACCUCUGUUUCACACGAUCAUCAGUGUUACCAGCCCUAGAAACCUAGAAAGUUAACAGUACCCCAGAUACGAGCUCAUCUAAAUGUUUAACACUUUGGAGUGUUCCUUCAUAGUCUGGAUGACUUAAGUAAUAAUUUACAAUAGAAAAAAGGCACACAUUGAA